AUGGACAGCACUGAAACCUUGUCGUUGGUCGAGCUAAUGCGUGGCGUGCGCGAACUCACAUCCAUUCUGCUCAAGUACACACAGACCGAUUUGCAUGUGCGCGCUACUGCCGUUGUGGAGAGCUACGUAAGGCACGUGCGGAAAAUGCAAGUAAUUCGCUUGAAGUUGCCGCUGACCAUUUCUAUGCUCGAAAGAUCGGGGUGGAUAUCCGGUGUCUUGCACAGCAUCAGCUCUUCUCGUGCGACAGGUUUCGGGCGCAGGUCCUCUACCGACCACGAAGAGUGGCACGUGUACCCACGGGAAACCAGGGUGCUACUUAGCAGUGAGACGGUACUACGGUCUAUGGAAUGGGUCAUUGGUUUCCGGUCACGCCAUUGA
Peronospora matthiolae is the source of this 378-nucleotide messenger RNA. The record is from the annotation of a GenBank genome assembly. NCBI's taxonomy places the organism in Eukaryota, Oomycota, Peronosporomycetes, Peronosporales, Peronosporaceae.